GGAAACUGGUUUUAGCUACGUCAGCUCCUGGGCGCUGGCGUCACCCACUGCAAGCCCCUGCAGAGUCCCUGCCAGCCCGCUGAUAGGAGUGGCCAGGAGUUCCCACUCUUCCCUGUGGCCCACCCUGUACCGCUGCUGGUAGAGAAUGCAGAGGCAGAGGGGGAGGCCCCUUAGGCAGUAGGUGGGGGAGGGAGCUGCCCAUCCUGGCCCUGCUGGGCUGGCCUGAGCAGUGGCAGUUCCUGGGUGCCCACUGUUGCCGGCUCCUUGGAAUCCUGCCGUUGCUCUCUGCUGAUUGGCUGCACAUAGAACAAUGGGAGGGGCACUACUGUGUCCAGAGGCAGUGGGGUGGAGGGACCCCGGGUCCUUGUUGGCAUCUUAUCAGCAGGUGGCAGGCAAAGCCAUCCCCCCACCGAGGGGGCCAUCUCCCUGGGCCCUGUUAUCAGGCCCAGAGUCCACAGGACGCUCCUCUGGUUAACGUGUAACCACAGGUUCUCCCCUGACACCCGCGGGAGCCGCCUGAGCCUGGGGGCAUCACAGGCCAGCAUGGACACUAACAAAGAUGGGCUCCUGGGGCCACUCUUCUCCAUCCAAGUCCGUCGCUGGAUGAGCCCCUUCCUCCUCACUUGCUCUGUCUACUUCCUGCUGUGGAUUCCGGAGGACCAGCCAUCCUGGCUCGGCGCCCUGAUCAAGUGCCUGCCCGUGCUAUGCCUGGCGGUGUUCCUGUGGGCCGUGUCCCCAGUGGGGAGCUAUGCACGCCUCCUCCAGGUAGCCUUGCUGUGCUCAGCCCUGGGGGACACUUUCCUCAUUUGGCAUGAGACCUUCCUCUAUGGCAUGGCCGCCUUUGCAGUGGCCCAUCUGUUCUACUUGGCGGCCUUCGGCAUGUCCCCGCUGCAGCCAGGCCUGCUGCUGGCUGUGGUGCCCGUCUUUGUCAUGUUCAGCAGCGUCCUGCUGCUGCACCUGGAGGAGGACAUGGUCCUCCCCGUGGUGGCCUAUGGGCUCAUCCUGAGCGCCAUGGUGUGGCGCGGCCUGGCUCGGGGUGGGAGCGCUGGCUGGGGGGCAGUGCUCUUUGCGCUCUCAGAUGGCGUGCUGGCCUGGGACAACUUUGUCCAGCCUUUGUCUAAUGCCCGCCUGCUGACCAUGGCCACCUACUACGCAGCCCAGACCCUCAUUGCCCUGUCAGCCCUCAAGAACGCCGGGCUCAAGACCAACUAAGGGAGCGCACGCCAGGCAGGCCAGGCCAGGCCGGCUUCCGCUGCCCCUGCCCUAUCCUAGGUCAGCCCUGCCUGCGGAAUGCCCCCUGCAGCUAAGCUUAGCAGGAUAUCUCAGGCUGGCACAGGGUACUGGGCAUCCAACUCCUGUCCCUCAGAUCUAAUACGGGAAUCCAGGCCGUGCACUGGGCUUGCAUUCAA
Messenger RNA from Ochotona princeps (American pika), 1409 nucleotides. RefSeq names its product transmembrane protein 86B (gene TMEM86B). NCBI's taxonomy places the organism in Eukaryota, Metazoa, Chordata, Mammalia, Lagomorpha, Ochotonidae. The coding region runs from base 544 to 1212 and encodes 222 amino acids. The transcript has 3 exons. The record is from RefSeq and is a predicted model, not a curated record. Gene Ontology annotation, cellular component: membrane.